Striga hermonthica is the source of this 2296-nucleotide messenger RNA. Lineage: Eukaryota; Viridiplantae; Streptophyta; Magnoliopsida; Lamiales; Orobanchaceae. The record is from the annotation of a GenBank genome assembly.
GUUCUUGUUAUUGACUCUAGUUCUCGUAAUUUGCAUAAAUCAUGUUAUGCUUGUAUAUAUCGUGUACUUCGGGGAGCAUAUUGGAGGAAAAUCUCACCAAGAGAUAGAAGAAAACCAUCGCUCAUAUCUGUUCUCUGUGAAGGAAACUGAGGAAGACGCGAAAUCUUCUCUUAUUUAUAGCUACAAAAACAGCAUUAAUGGCUUUGCCGCUUUUCUUACCCAACAAGAAGCUUCGAAAAUUUCAGAAAGGGAGGAAGUAUUGUCGGUGUUUCGGAGUCAUCCGAGAAAAUACAAAUUGCACACGACGAGGUCAUGGGAGUUUAUGGGCUUACCAGAGUCAACAGAAUCAAGCCACGUGGAUAAAAACUCUUUGUUAUACAAAUCUAGAUAUGGCAAGGGCAUCAUUAUUGGCAUGAUUGACUCGGGUAUCUGGCCAGAGUCUGAAAGUUUCAAUGACGAAGGGAUGGAUGAUGUACCAAAGCAAUGGAACGGAACCUGCCAAGCUGGUGAAGCAUUCAAAUCCUCACAAUGUAAUAAGAAAAUCAUCGGCGCCCGAUACUACCUCAAGGGCUACGAAGCCUUCUACGGCCCCCUUAACUCAUCGUUCGACAUUCGAUCCCCCCGCGAUAUGAACGGUCAUGGGACCCACACGGCAUCCACUGCCGCUGGUCGUGCCGUCAGGAACACCUCCGCCCUCGGCGGCUUUGCCGCGGGGACAGCAUCCGGCGGGGCCCCUCUAGCCCACCUAGCCACCUACAAGGUGUGCUGGCACGAUCCAGACGAGGGGGAAACCGAUUGCUUCGACGAGGACGUCAUUGCUGCCUUCGACGACGCCAUUGCUGAUGGUGUCCACGUCCUGAGCGUCCAGGUAGGGUCUACUAUACCGUACGAACAGAACGGCGUCGUGAUUGGGUCCCUACACGCUGUCCGAAAUAACAUCGUGGUUGCAUGCACCGCGGGAAACGACGGGCCCACAUUGGGCAGCGUCGCAAAUCUGGCUCCGUGGACCAUCACGGUCGGGGCCAGUAGCAUCGAUCGAAUUUUCCCAGCAACUGUCGUUCUCGGGAGUGGCGUCCAAUUCCAGGGCCAAACAGUGACUCCUUAUCACAUGAAAAACACGCUGCAUCCAUUGGUUUUCGCGGGUUCUGUAACCAAUCCCAACGUGCCCAAAAACGAAUCCGGGCAAUGUUUACCAGGUUCCCUUUCUCCUGAAAAGGUGAAACAUAAAAUCGUCCUGUGCUUGAGAUCAGGAGUCGGAUAUAGAAUCCGCAAAGGCAUGGAAGCCAAACGAGCUGGUGCCGCUGGUUUUAUCUUAGGAAAUAAUGAAGCCUACGGGAACGAUAUAACUGUCGAUGCCCAUGUUCUUCCAGCAAUGCACGUCACCUACGAGGAUACUCUCCGUAUUCUGGAAUAUAUAAACUCUACGAGAAAACCACACGCGCUUAUCACGCCAGCUCAGACGGUUGUGGGCAACGUAACGGCACCUUUCAUUCCUACUUUCUCCAGCAGAGGUCCCAACUCAGAUUCACCCCAAAUUUUGAAGCCGGACAUCGCGGCUCCAGGAUUAAAUAUAUUAGCUGCUUGGGGCGAAGCAGCUGGUCCAUCAAUGGUGCGUGAAGAUAAACGCGUUGUAAAGUAUAACAUUUACUCGGGCACAUCUAUGUCCUGCCCGCACGUAUCAGGCGCGUUGGCCCUUCUCAAGGCCGUUCAUCCCGACUGGAGCAACGCCGCGUUAAGAUCAGCUCUCAUGACUUCCGCAAGGGUGAUCGACAAUGAAGGGAAACCCAUUAUGGAUGGAUCGGGCAGCCAGGCUGGCCCGUUCCACUUCGGGGCGGGUGUUUUCGACCCGAACAAAGCAGCUGACCCGGGGCUCGUAUAUGAUGCGACUCACAAGGACUACCUCCUAUUCCUGUGCAGCACUAAGUUUAAGAAACUUGUUAAUCCCUUCAACUUCAAGUGCCCAAAGAAAUUAUGGGGUCCACUCAACCUCAACCACCCGUCGCUAGCAAUACCCAAAUGUAAAAGCACGGUCACCGUCGCUCGGACGGUCACAAAUGUGGGCCCACCUCAGAGCGUGUAUUCUUCCAUCAUAGAGCCUCCACCGGGGACCCAGGUGAAAAUAUGGCCUUCAAAGCUGCAUUUUAACCACACCGGUCAGAAGAUGCGUUUCUACAUCACGGUAAAAAGGGUUGGGAAUUUUACCGGCGGGGUUGGGAAAGACAAGUACUCGUUCGGAUCGUACAAGUGGUUUGAUGGAGUUCAUGUUGUCCGGAGUCCUAUGGUUGUUUCACUUUAG